UAUCUCUUUCAAGGAUAAAUGUUUUACAAGUAAACUUGACUACCGUCUGCAUUCCAAACUCCUAUGAUGAACUGCAGUGUGAAUGUGAGGGUGGUUAUGCUUUGCCAUGUGACAUGUGCAACAGCAGCAACUCAUGCAGUAACACCAGCAGUUCAACCUGUACAUGCAUAAAUGGACUUCCUCCAAAUGAUGAGUUUUGCCAACCAGAAACUAAUAACUCUAUAUGCCCAACACCUACUCCAGUAACAACAACCACAGCUGCUCCGACGACAAAGACGGCGACAGCGGUUCCCACAACGACCAUGGCCACUCCGACAACAACCACUCUUUCUCCAACAACGACCCCGGUUUUUACAACAACAACCACUGCUGCUCCAACAACGACCACGACCGCUCCGACAAUAACCACUGCUUCUACGACAAUUACUUUUCCACAACAAAGAGGAGUGACCUUUGUCCUAAAGAUCCCAGCAUACUUUAUACAAAAUUAUACACUUCAGAUCUUCAGGAGCAGGCUUGAUGAAGUAUUCAAUUCAUUAACACUCCCACCAUCUUUGAAAGUAAAAGAAAUAAACUUGACCACAGUCUGUUUUAAAGGAAUAUCUAAGGAACUGCGCUGUCAAUGUGAGGAUAAUUUUGCAUGGCCAUGUGAAAGGUGCAACAGCAGCAGAUAUUCAUGCAGUAACGUGAGCAGUGACUACUGUACCUGUAGAGACGGUAUCUCUUCUAUUAACGAGUAUUGUCAGCCCCUCCUAAAUAAUUCACGAUGUCCAGCUACUCCAACCACACCAUUACCAACAACGACUACAGCUGAGCCAACCACAACUUCAGCUAUGCCAAAUACAACUACAGCUAAGCCAACCACAACUUCAGCUAUGCCAGUCAUAAGUACAGCUUUGCCAACUACAGCUAGGCCAAUCCCACCUAUCCCACCUACAGCUGAACCUCAGGUUAUACGUGGCAGAAUUACCAUAGACAUUCCAUUUGAACCCUCGUUUAAUACGGAAAGCAGUCCAUUUUAUCAAGGCAUUUAUGAUACCAUUACCAGUCAAUGUGGAGAGUGUAGCGCUACCCUGAGGCUUUCACCAGGAAGUACCAUAGCUGAUUAUAAUAUUACCUUUACACCCCCUGACACACUAACAGAAGAACAAAUUCUGAGACAAAUGUCAUUAAAAUACCCAGUUCUCAUUAACGGUGAAAAUAAAGAACAGAGAGCGUAUUCUGGAGAUCCCCUCACUUUGACAUGUGAACCUCCAAGCAUUGAUUUUAGUGCCGUUACUGUAUUUUGGAGAAACAAAGGAAAAGUUAUUGCCGAACAAAGUACUUUGACUAAUGGAAAAUCAGAAUAUAAAUUCCCAAGGAUUUUUAAGUUUGAUGAAGGAGAGUAUGAAUGUGAGAUAAAAUGGGGAAGUGGUUCAAGGUUCAUUCAGAAGGUAACGUUGAAAUCCAUAACACUCCCGGACAUCGACGCAGAUCCAGACAGAGAAAGACUUAGAUGUAUUGAUACUAAGCAACUGUCAUGUAGAGUAAACGAUGGCUUCACAGUCAAGUUGUUGGAUUCAGAAGAUCAAGGUAAAUGUUUUAUUAAAUAA
Cyprinodon tularosa is the source of this 1592-nucleotide messenger RNA. Its product is annotated as integumentary mucin C.1-like. The record is from RefSeq and is a predicted model, not a curated record. The transcript has 13 exons. The coding region runs from base 114 to 1592 and encodes 492 amino acids. Lineage: Eukaryota; Metazoa; Chordata; Actinopteri; Cyprinodontiformes; Cyprinodontidae.